Coregonus clupeaformis (lake whitefish) is the source of this 4241-nucleotide messenger RNA. Its product is annotated as splicing factor, suppressor of white-apricot homolog. The transcript is spliced from 18 exons. NCBI's taxonomy places the organism in Eukaryota, Metazoa, Chordata, Actinopteri, Salmoniformes, Salmonidae. Bases 813 to 3461 code for a protein of 882 amino acids. Gene Ontology annotation, biological process: mRNA 5'-splice site recognition; RNA processing. Gene Ontology annotation, molecular function: RNA binding. The record is from RefSeq and is a predicted model, not a curated record.
AGCUGUUCCGGGAUGACGAGAGGGCUCACUUCCACGAGCAGGGCAAACAGCUCAUCCCAUGGAUGGGGGACAAGAACAUCCUGAUUGAUAGGUCGGUUGAACAAACCUAAAGGAAUUGUUAUCCUAACCAACUUUCCUAAUCCCUGAUCUGUCUUUCGAAAGGACCGAUCGGAUUCUUGAAAAUAUAACUGUGACAUAAAAAUAAAAGUAUUGGCAAACCAUUUAUCUAGCUUGAUAAUGUCGUCCUUUUGGCCUCAUGAAACCGAAGAUGCUCUAACUAUUAACAGGGUAGCAGAGCAUCAUGUCAAGAUGCUGUGUCCUCCACUAAGUUUGCCAUAUAUUUCAACAGUGAACAAACUCUACAUGAGACUGACAGUUGUCUAUGAUGACCUGUAAAAUAGUUGUUUAUUUGGAAAUAAACCCACUUGAACCAUGAAGGGAGUGACAUUAUAUGUUGGCACUCAUGGUCUCGUUGAGCGACCUUAAUCUGCACGGGCCUGCCUCUUGUUUCCAAUGAAUGUGUGUGUCUCUCUAUCACAUAACCAGCCCUUAUUUCCCCAGCAAGUAGCCUAAGGCUAAGGGGUCCUGCCUGGCCCCCCAAUGCCAACCCCAGCGCCCACUCUGGAGAGGUGGAAGAGAGGAGCGAACGCAGGAAAAUAUCGUCCGUUUGGGUUCUUACGGAUAGGUAUGAUGGGCGUGGUCACUUGCAUGACCUCUCAGAGUACGACACGGGCUCGUGGAACAGAGAUUACCAGCUGUCCGAGGAGGAGGCCAGGAUCGAGGCCCUAUGUGAUGAGGAGAGGUACCUGGCCAUGCACACAGACCUGCUGGAGGAAGAAGCCAGACAAGAGGAAGAGUACAAGCGUCUGAGUGAAGCUCUGGCAGAUGAAGGCACUUAUAACGCAGUGGGCUUCCGCUACAGCGCAGACUACUACGACCCUUCUCAACCCACUGAGGAAGAGGAGGCCAACAGGGAGACGGAAGAAGCAGAGCCGCAGGAGAGCGAGGAACCCUUCGUGGCGCCCCCGGGCCUGGCGAUCCCCCCCGAUGUAGAGCUGCCAGCGACCACCAAAACCCAUGCCAUCAUCGAGAGGACCGCCAACUUUGUGUGCCAGCAGGGGGCCCAGUUUGAGAUUGUUUUGAAAACCAAGCAGUCGGGCAACUCCCAGUUUGACUUCCUGAACUUCGAACACUACCUGAACCCCUACUACAAACACAUCCUGAAGGCCAUGAAGGAGGGCCGCUAUACCUCCGCCUCCGACAAGCAGGACUCACAGGACUCUGAUGAUUCUGAUGAUGAUGGGGAUGGCAACUACCUCCACCCCAGCCUGUUUGCUCCUAAGAAGAGCUCUCGCCUUGAGGAGCUGAUGAAGCCUCUCCAAGUCAUGGACCCAGACCAUCCACUGGCAGCGCUGGUCCGGAAAGCCCGACAGGAACAGAACGGAGCCGCCGCUGCAGCUGCCGCCGCCAUGGCAACCAAGCCAGAGGAAGUGCCUGCAGAGCCGGCUGUGCCAGCCGCACCGGCAGAGUACACCGCUGACCCUAACAUGGCAGCAAUGUAUUAUGGGUACUGCAUGCUACCUGAUGGGAACUACUGCCUGGCUCCGCCUCCCCCAGGGAUAGAUGCCAACGCUUACUACAGCUCCCUGCCCUCUGGCAGCAUGCUGGCCACGCCCUCUUACUCUGGAGCCCCGCCUCCUCCAGGGACCACUCCACCUCCUGAGCCAACCACACGGUUCAUCUACACGGCUCCUCCGACUACAUUUCCCAUUAUCCCACCACCAACUACAGUUCCCAUGAUCCCACCACCAACUCCAGUUCCCAGCCAGGUCCCAGUCCGCCUCUCAACCCCUCCUGCUCCUGUUGUACCUGCUGCUGUCAUACCAGAGACCAGUUCGCGGUCCCAGGCUCCAGUUGCUGUGGCAGCGCCGGCCAUCAUUCCCCCUCCCCCUGACAUCCAACCGGUUAUUGACAAGCUGGCUGAGUACGUAGCUAGGAACGGUGUCAAGUUCGAGACCAGCGUCCGCGUCAAGAAUGACCCGAGGUUUGACUUUCUGCAGUCCUGGAACCAGUACAACACCUAUUAUGAGUUCAAGAAGCAUUACUUCAUGAAGAAAGAGGGAAUCAGCCUGCCAGAGUGUGGCUCUCCAUCAGACAGCCUGGGCCCAGCAGAGGGGGAGACAGACGGCGGCAGCGUGGGUAACUGUCCCUCUGACAAACGGUUGAAGGAGGGCAAGCUAAUAAAAGCGUCCUUUGCACCAAUCUGCUUUGCCAUCAAAGCCAAAGAAAACGACAUGCUGCCGCUGGAGAAGAACCGUGUGCGGCUGGACGACGACUCGGACGAUGACCUGGACAAGUUGCUGGGGGAGGAGGGUCUGGUGGCCCUCCUAGACAGGGCGGAGAUGGUGGUCAGAGAGGUCUCUGCACACCCCGCCCCUGAAGAGAAGAGACCCACUCUCACCCUUGAGGAGCUGGAGGCCAAACAAGCCAAGCUGAAGUUGGAGGACCGUCUGGCUGCAGCCGCCAGGGAGAAGCUGGCCCAGGCCUCCAAGGAGUCCAAGGAGAAGCAGCUUCAGGCGGAGAGGAAGAGGAAGGCAGCCCUGUUCCUCCAGACCCUCCGGAACCCCCUCACUGGAGAGCCUGAGACCAGACGGCCCGACGAGACCCCCGCCAUGCCUGUGCCACAGCUGCCAAUGUUCCCAGUGGCCCCCGUCGUCUCAGUCCCCCCUCUGUUGGCUUCCAGAGCACCUGUGUACCCAGUUGAUCAAAGACCCCCUGACGCCAACGCCUUCAAAAGGAAAGAGCCCCCCUCCUCUUCCUCCCUCCUGCUACCCUCCUCCUCAUCCUCCUCUACCUCCAGAAGACCAGAGAAGGAGCGGGACAGAGGGAAAGGAGACAGAGACAAGAAGAAGAAGAAACACAAGAAGAGGUCACUGGCGAGAUCACGGUCUCGCUCCCGGUCGCGGUCUAAAACCAAGCACGCCCUGCCCAGCGCCUACAGAACGGUCCGCAGGACUAGGUCUCGCUCCAGGUCUCCUGGGAGGAGGGACAGGGGGGACAGAAGGGCUCGCUCGUCUGAGAGGAGGCGUGAGGAGAGGGAGAGGGAGCGCUACGGCCCCGCCGCCUGUCGCCUUGGCAACAACACUGCUCUGCCCAGGAGGCACUCCAGAUCCAGGUCCCCUCAUGAGAAGAGGAAGAGUAAGAGUUCUAAGGGCCAGCUCCAGACCAAGGGCUCCUCCUGUUCCCCCUCCUCAUCCCCUGGCAGGCCCAAGAAGUCCCCCAGCGCCUCCCCUCCCACCAGCCCCACAUCCAGCCUCUCCAGGGACGGCUCACAGGAGAAAGAGAAACAAGUACCCUCAGCCAUCGUCUCCUCCAUGCAGUCCAAAAUCACUCAGGAUCUGAUGGCAAAAGUACGUGCCAUGCUGGCUGCCCCUAAGACCUUCCAGCCCAACACUUCCUGAAGAGGCGUAGCUUUAUAGCAGCUGAUUGGAAAAGGGGUGGGCUUCACCAUCUGCCUCUCCAAAACGACAGCCUCCAGCGACAGGCCCUCGGCCAAUCAGCAGGCAGCGUCUUUUGCCUGGAACUGUUUAGCAUUCAUAUUCCUCUGUCUGACUUUUAUUUUAUCUACUUUGAUACUUAACUGGGUGAGUGUAUCUACAGUAUAUUCCGAAUGGCAGUAGAUGUGAAGCAAUUGAGAGCAGAGUAGAUUAUCUCGUAAAGCAACUACGUGGGACUGUUCUACGUGUCGAGAGAGAGCCUGCAUCACAGCAAUGGUCACGCAGCAGCCUGCUAAAGUUUGGAUGCCCCUGUUCCCAACAUCUAUUUUCAGCACGAAUAAAGACAACAGAGCUUCAAAGCGCAGAAAUAAUUAAUAAAGUACAUUGCAUCUUUCAAAAAACGAAUUCUAUCUUCUCCAAAUUGAUGAUGGAGAGCUUUGCAGUGUAAUUGUGCAGCUGACAGAGCGCCUGAAUGCUAUCCUUCUGUGAAGGAUUGUUUUGUUCAUUUCUUUCUCACACUUUCUCUCUCUAUUCAUCUCUUUCUAUCUCCCUCUUUCGCUUCAUCUCUCAUUCUCUUUCUCUCACUCUUUUGCCAGGUCAGUUUUAAAGCUGGGGUCUCUGGUUCCAGUCUCUGUUGUCAAUCAGUUCCAGUGUGUGGCCUUCAAUUUGUGUUUCUAAGUUUGUACAGGGCUGAUUGUGGAGCUGCUUUCUUAGCACAAACUGUCAAUAAAGUUUGAAUGAUGA